This is a messenger RNA of Crotalus tigris (Tiger rattlesnake), 3689 nucleotides long. RefSeq names its product cystathionine gamma-lyase (gene CTH). Gene Ontology annotation, molecular function: cystathionine gamma-lyase activity; pyridoxal phosphate binding. Gene Ontology annotation, biological process: transsulfuration. The transcript has 12 exons. NCBI's taxonomy places the organism in Eukaryota, Metazoa, Chordata, Lepidosauria, Squamata, Viperidae. Gene Ontology annotation, cellular component: cytoplasm. Bases 251 to 1468 code for a protein of 405 amino acids. The record is from RefSeq and is a predicted model, not a curated record.
AUAGGGCUGCUGUGUCUCCACCCAUCGCGGUGUGAUGCGACGCUCCGGCCAGCCAACCCGAGCGGAGCGUCCCCGCCUUAAGGCAGUUGAUCCUGCCAGCCGGAGCGAGCCGGUAAAGGAGCAAGUCGCCGCGGUAUUGCGCCAGCCGAGUCCGAGCGCUGCCCAGAUCGGUCGCUCCCCAUCCGAUCCUCCUGCAGCUCCCUAGUCCCCGUUUCGCGUCUCUCGCCGGGAGCACCUGUCGCGGGCAAGAAUGGAAAGCGCGAAGAAGAGCAGCUCCGGUUUCCUGCCGCCUUUCCAGCACUUCGCCACGCAGGCUAUCCACGUGGGGCAAGAACCCGAACAAUGGAGCUCGCUGGCCGUGGUGCCCCCCAUUUCCCUCGCGACCACCUUCAAGCAGCACGCGCCCGGGCAGCACAGCGGCUUUGAAUAUAGCCGCUGUGGAAAUCCCACCCGUGACUGCUUGGAAAAGGCUGUGGCAGCACUAGAUGGUGCCAAAUACUGUUUAGCAUAUGCUUCUGGAUUAGCAGCAACUGUGAACAUUGCACACUUACUGAAGGCAGGAGACACUGUUAUUUGUACAGACGAUGUCUAUGGUGGCACAAAUAGAUAUUUUCGAAGAAUCGCAACAGAUAUGGGUCUAAAGGCUGUUUUUGUUGACUGUACCAAACUGGAAUGCCUUGAGGCUGCAAUUACACCAGAGACCAAGCUUGUAUGGAUUGAAACUCCAACAAAUCCAAUGCUGAAAGUUGUUGACAUUCAAGGAUGUGCAAACAUUGUUCGUAAACACAAAGGAGUUAUUUUAGUCGUAGACAAUACUUUUAUGUCUGCAUAUUUCCAGCGUCCUUUGUCUUUAGGAGCAGACAUUUGUAUGUAUUCAGCAACUAAGUACAUGAAUGGACACAGUGAUGUUGUAAUGGGAUUGGUUUCACUAAAUAAUGAUGAACUUCAUGAGAAACUCAGAUUCUUGCAAUAUUCCAUUGGAGCAAUUCCAUCUCCUUUUGAUUGCUACCUUUGCAACCGAGGUUUAAAGACUCUGCCAAUCCGCAUGAAACAGCAUUUUCGCAACGCAUUGACUGUGGCCCAAUAUCUUGAGUCAGAUCCAAGGGUUGAAAAAGUCAUCUUCCCUGGAUUACAGUCACACCCACAAUACGAUCUGAUGCAACGUCAGUGCACAGGCUGCCCAGGAAUGAUUUCCUUUUACAUCAAAGGAAACCUUGAAAAUGCAUCUCGAUUCCUUAAAAACUUAAAGCUUUUUACCCUCGCUGAAAGUCUGGGAGGAUAUGAAAGUCUAGCAGAGCAUCCAGCAAUCAUGACUCAUGCCUCAGUUCCAAAGGAAGACCGAGAGGUCCUUGGAAUAUCUGAUACGUUAAUUCGCAUAUCUAUUGGGUUGGAAGACUCAGAAGAUUUACUAGAAGAUUUGGACCAAGCUCUGAAAGCAGCAAUUCCUGAUUAUAGAAUCCGUAACUAGGAGUCUUAAACUUAAAAUUGCAAUUGAUUAAUUUGUAAAGUAACGGAAGGAAGAUCAACUGGCUGCUCAGUCCUUCAUGAAUUUCCAUUGGAUUUGAUUUAUGGAAAAUGGAGAAAACAUUAUGGGUACAUUAUGGAUAUCCUCAGCUCACUGAAUCUGCAAAGACUUUCAAAUGGACUAUUUCUUAGUCAUUUGCUUCUUUUAAUUUUAAGAAUCAAAAUAUCUACUUUUACUACUGUAGUAGCUCUCAGAUUACCAUGAUUCACAUUCAGGAUUAUAUGUUUGUAAUUGCUUGAUAAUAUCUAUCUUUACUCAGUGUAUGCUGAUGUAACUUGGGGCUAAGCUAAGCUGUAAAUCAGGGCUACAGCUUAAGAAUGCACAUGAAGACCUUUAAAGAUUAGAAAGUGCAUAAAUAUUAUGCAACAGCUUUCAAACUAAUGCUAUGUCAGUGCAUCAGAUUCCCCGUUUGUUAUUUGCUCAUGAUGGUUACAGACUAGUACAGAAAUGAAUGAAGCAAACUUACUGUAAGUUCUGAAAAUGUGAGUCUGAUAAAAUGCUUAAUGACCAGGUCUGUUAAUUUGUCUUUACUGUGCAAUACUGAAAAAUGAAGCAAAAUUAAUUACACGAUAUCAUAUGUGUUACUUUUUUUUAAAGUAUUGAAUUUGAUUUGAUGUCUCUUUUUGAUUUAGCAUAUUUAAUUAUAUGUUUGAUUAUAUUUCUUGUCUUGAAGGUCUGAAAUUCUUGGUAAGUUAAUUAUUUGAGAUUAAGUACUGUUUCCAUAAGGAAUACUACUAAUACAUUGAUUUUAGGUCCAAUUUACUUGAGAGAUGUUUAGAAAAAAGGUGUAGAAAUCUACAUACAGUUUAUAGUUGCAAAAUAUUUUCCUAUGUGCUUGACCUUGUUGUCUUAGUUCUCUUAUAUUCAAUCCUUCAACAAAUCUUGUGAUAAGGUAUUGGGAAGUUAGAUAUUAAAAUAUGGAAUUAAAUCAAUAAUUGGGAUAAUUUCUGAUCUCCUUGUGUUUAUUAAAUUGCACUCUGUCUUGUCAACAAUCUCUGCAAGAUUCUGAUUAUUCAGAAUCCAUAGCUUGAUCCUCGGCUGCAGAACUGAGCUAUGGAUUGAAUCUAUAGCUCAGUUCUCAGCUGCACAGGCCUUCCGGAAAGGCCUGUGACUGAGAAAAGCAGGUCUGGCUGCAGACGACGCCGCAGAAAUUGACCGGCGAGGAAAGGCCUGGCUGCAAGGCCUGGUGGGGCGCAUCGGGCAGAUACAUACCCCUACCCACGCCCUAGCUUGAUUUUUAGAUGUGUGCCUUGCCGACAAACUAGGACUUAUUUUUGGGGUAGGGCUUAUAUUACACCCGCCCCCAAAAAUCAAUCCCCUCAUAUCCAUUUCAUCCUAGGCUGCCCCUCUUCAGAAAUGCCCUUCCCAUGGUUAAACUGCCCCUCCCCAUGAAAUGCUGAGCAUUUUUAAAAGCAGUUUACUGGUGGCCUGAAUCUGUUAACUGACAGUAUUCCCUUGUAACAGGCAUAUUUGGGAUACUGGUGAGCUGGAAUGAAAUUAACAAGAGUUCGCCAUUUUUUUCCUUUUAGCCACAGGAUCACAAGAACGAUGAACAAAUGGUGUCGCCAUAUCCAAACUACUAGUGGACGGAUGAAAUGCUGUAUUUGCACAGCAUUGCUUUAUCUGGCUAAUGAAUUAGCUCAUUUAGCAAUUCAUCUUGUUAAAUAGUGUAGCCAGUUUGAGUUUUUACACCACACACUAAUUUAUCAACACAAAAUAAAACAAAACCAAGCAGCUGCAAGGUCCUUAAUUGAGCUGGUUGAACAUGUACAUUAUCACUUACAUUUUAGGAGUGUGUGUAUUUGAAUGUUUCUAUAUAAAAUAAUGUACUUGAAGGAUGUUGAUUGACUUUUGAGUGUCACAAAAACAAAAGCCAUAUAUAUUACUCUGGAUUUGAUUUAUUCCAAUUUCUGAAGAAGCUAGGAUUUUCACCUUCAACAUUAGAUAGAGGAAGCAAGGAUAUAGAAUUACCUCUUUCUUCUUCCCAAUAAUCUCUCUUUUCUAGAACAGGCUGCCCUCGGGUGGGUGGACAAAGGAGGAAAAUAGCAUAUGUUCUGGCUUAUUGUACACUUUACUGUUCCAACUACUAAAUUCAAUAUCCUAACACAUUCUAAGUUUCUUGUACAGUAAAAUAAUGGCAACAUCAAAUAAACUUGUAAAAUUA